AUGUCGCCCAAUGGAAUCAGCAAAGUGGUUGAACCGAAGGACGGCAGGCUCUCAUUGCCUCACGAGUAUAUGCCCGGUCUGCCUGCCAAGCAUUUGAACACCCCAGUUGAAGUGACUCCUUCACCCAAGGAGAAGGCUGCCGGGCGGUUCAAUGAUGCUAAUAUCAAACUAUUCCUUUCUGGAGUGCACCGAGACGGCGUCGUGGUACUCAAAAAUGUGAUUGAUCCAGACCACCUCGAUGUCAUCAACGACUUCAUGGUCGAGGACACCAAGAAGGAACUCAGCAAGGAGAAAUCUCUACAAGAACUUCGGAGCCGAGAACAUCCAGCAAGGCCCUCCGCUGACUCCCUCGAAAUACUUCUUUGA
Messenger RNA from Cladophialophora yegresii CBS 114405, 366 nucleotides. RefSeq lists its product as uncharacterized. Lineage: Eukaryota; Fungi; Ascomycota; Eurotiomycetes; Chaetothyriales; Herpotrichiellaceae. The coding region runs from base 1 to 366 and encodes 121 amino acids. The record is from RefSeq and is a predicted model, not a curated record. The transcript has a single exon.